ACACCUCAAAGAAAAAAAAAACUUAAUUUGCUAAUCAACACCACCUCCUCCGACUUCGAAGAAUCCUUCAGGUCCAAACGCCUCUCUUCUUCUUCUUCUCCAAAUCAAUAAUCUCGCUUCCUUCUCACGCAAACCUUGGAUCCACCGCAGCUAUGAAGAUCACCGCCUUGCUCGUUUUCAAGUGCGCUCCUGUAUCUACCGAACCCGUCAUCCUCGCCAACGCUUCUGACGUGUCUCACUUCGGUUUUUUCCAGCGAUCUAGCGUCAAGGAGUUUGUCGUCUUUGUCGGCCGCACUGUCGCUAGCCGUACCCCUCCUUCCCAGCGCCAAUCCGUCCAGCACGAAGAGUACAAGGUUCACGCGUACAAUAGGAAUGGACUUUGCGCUGUGGGGUUCAUGGACGAUCAUUAUCCUGUUCGAAGUGCUUUUUCUCUUCUCAACCAGGUCCUUGAUGAGUACCAGAAGAGUUUUGGUGAGACAUGGAGGUCUGCAAAAGAAGAAGACCCCACUCCGACUUGGCCAUAUUUAGUCGAAGCUUUAAACAAAUUUCAGGAUCCAGCAGAGGCUGAUAAGCUGUUGAAAAUCCAGAGGGAGUUGGAUGAGACCAAGAUUAUCCUUCAUAAAACCAUUGAUAGUGUUCUAGAACGUGGUGAGAAGCUGGACAGCCUAGUGGAGAAGAGCUCAGAUUUGAGCACGGCAUCGCAGAUGUUUUACAAGCAAGCGAAGAAAACGAAUUCAUGCUGUACUAUCCUGUGAGCUGCAAUUCUGGAAGUCGUGGGUAUAUAUAUAUCAAACCAAACUUUUGCUGGGGGGAAUCUGGUUUUCCAUUUUAUUUAUACUUAUAAUUUCGCGUCUGUAGUUUGCAUGCAUUUUGAAAUUCCAUAAGACUCGAGUUCGUGUGGUGUGUUUUAUCCAAAUACGUAAUGUCACUUCUGCAAGAAUUCAUUUAUCUCUGCCAGAUUCUCUGA
Camelina sativa (false flax) is the source of this 967-nucleotide messenger RNA. RefSeq names its product VAMP-like protein YKT61. NCBI's taxonomy places the organism in Eukaryota, Viridiplantae, Streptophyta, Magnoliopsida, Brassicales, Brassicaceae. Gene Ontology annotation, biological process: endoplasmic reticulum to Golgi vesicle-mediated transport. The record is from RefSeq and is a predicted model, not a curated record. Gene Ontology annotation, molecular function: SNAP receptor activity. Gene Ontology annotation, cellular component: Golgi apparatus; membrane.